CAGAAAUUAUUGGUAUGAAAAAUAAAAAGUUUAUCGACAAUUUCCUGGCUUGUUUGUGUCAGCAGGCGAGAGAGCGCAGAAGGUAAGGAGGAAUUGUAAAAGGCUUGACACCCAGAGCGACCGGCGCGCUUUUGUGCAGAGAGAGAAAAAUGAUUUAUUGCCAGUGAGGCGGUUCAAACAGAGUUCACGGAGAAUUGUGGUGGAGGCGCGGAGGAGCUAAAUUAUGGUCUUGCUGAGCCAGUAUAUCAUAGAUCCUAUCUCCAAUUCAGAGAGUGUGUUCAAGGGUGUGAGCUAAGGAAAACAAAACGAAUUUAAUUACUUUUCCCUCCGUUUCCACUGCGUCCUGAUGCUGGCUGCCCUGUUCAUCUGUUUAUAACAAUAAUAAUAAUAACAACAACAACAUGAGUGGAGGGAUGGAUGGAUGGAUGGAUGGAUGGAUGGAUGGAUGCAGGUCAUUAUCCUCCCAUUCCCAUUCGUUUCCCUCUGUCCGCGGCCCAGUCUGUGUCUCCAAAUCGACUGCAGUCAUCCUAAUGGCCAGGCUGGACCUGGACCUCCGUCAUUAGCUCCCUGAUUAAAAUUAAAUGAUCAUCAAGGAUUACAAUAAAAUCAAUUAGCAUCCGAAAAGUCAUCGUGUAAUUGAAACUGCAUCUGGCGCAUUGAUAUGUAUGAGCUGAGCUCCACAGUGCAGUGAUAUUAAUACAGGCUUGAACUGUUGGAGGAGGUGAAAUGUGUGUGUGUGGAAGUUCAGGUGGAGGCUCAGGGGGUCGUGGAGCAGCAGCAGCAGCAGCAGCAGCAGCAGUAGGGGUGAGACAGAGAGAGAAAAGGGGGGAAGGCUCCUCUCCUGCCCAGCUUCGCGCAACCCUGAGUGCAUAAUCCAUCACCUCUGAGAGACAUUUAAAGAGGGUUUUCUCGACAGCUUUGUUGUAGCGAAACACGAGAAAGAACUUAAAUCCGAGGCUCGUGGUCCAGCUGAUGGAUCCACGUCACACUGGAGUUUGCAUUAGUUAAGACACCGUGGGUAGUGUUUGACUUAUUUGAUUUAAAAACCCGGAGAGAAUUUCUUUUUCUUUUUUUUUUUUUACCCAUGAUGCCACGUCAGUGAUUUUUAAUGAGAUUGAACCAACUGUGUUUAUUAAAACUUCCCCUCAGCUGCAGGCCACGGCGGAGCCACUUUAUGAACACUAACACUAACACGUGAUAACGUGAUUCGAACAAACAGCGAAGCAAAAUUAAGAUUAAUAUUAAUAUUAAUAAUAAACAUCUUCAUUCACAGCCAGCCCUAAUAUGACCCUCGCGGGCUCCUGUAGUCUUCCUUCCACCUCCUCUUUGUCCAUGUCUACCGUCAGACAUGUCCAUCCACUGUUUUGACUGUUGCCUCCACACACACACACACACACACACACACAAGGGUGAGGACACUCGAUACUGUACACUGAUGCCUGAUUAAUGCAAAUUCGUUGAAUCGUCCCCACAGAAAGGAAAAUCUCUAAUGAUUGCCUCCUUUGUCUUUGUGUGGCAUUGACUGUCAAAGCCUUUGUCUGACCACUCCCAGCGCAUCCUAUUAGAGCCGCACCUCCGCCGCCGACAGUUAAAGGCAUAUGUUGUUAUUUAAAGGGGAAAAAAAGCCCGCCGGAUUUUUUAACGACCUGUUAAGUGAUUUGCAACCGGUUAUUAAAGUUAAAAUAAUAUAAUAAAAUACACGUGAAACUCGCCUGUGUCUGUGUCGUCUGUACUGUGUGUGUGAUCAGACCAGGCAUCACAUCAGCGCGGGUGGAAAAAAUAAAUAAAUAUUGUUUUAGUUAAGGUGUUAGAAUGUGGUGUAGUUCACGUUUAUUUAUAUGUUGUUUCACAUCUGGAAGGUUUUAAGGACAAAUAAUGAGGUGACGUCGAGAGGCUGUGACUACCGCUGUCUGAUCCCAGCUCAGACACACGGCAGACUGCACACACACGUCCUCGCGUUUCCGUUUUUUUUUUCUUUUUUUUUUUCUCCUUUUUUAUUUUUGGGUUGAAACCUAUUUCUGGAAAGGAGUGGAUUCGCAGCAUUCAAACCCAAAUAGUUAAUCCGUGUAAUAGAUUUGAAAAGAUUUACAAUAAAAAUAAAAAAAAAUCAACGUCUUCAUCGAGACGUCCCUCACCUCACACGUAAUCUCUCCCCCACCCUGUGCACCUCCCCUCCACCUCUCCUUUCUCCGCUCUCCCUUCCUGUAAUAAUAUGUUCAUCUAUUCAAAUCUUUUAUGUCGUUUUUUUUACUCCGCAGAUGCAGAACAAACAGAAACACGGGCUGAUUUUUUUUUAACCAUGUCUGAAGAAACAUCGCUGGAGCUUCUUGCUUCUCGACAACUUGCCGGUGGAUUACUUUGCAACUCCCGCGCUCUGUCAUUGGAGGACGCGCACACGUGACUCCGGCACCCCUCUGUUCCAGGUUGAGCCCGGAUGAACAGUUUCAGAGGCCGCUGGAGCCUGUGGUUCACUGCCAUGCCAAGGGCAAGCUGGACAUCAAGAGCAGGGGCUGCAGUCUACUCACCAUCUGCCACUCUGGAGUAAUUUUUCCCUGGAUGAAUUCACGGACAACUGACUCGGAGCAAUCUGUGAGCGCUGGUGGUGAUGGAGGCGCGGGCAGAGGAAGGCCAAGUGUGCGCAGAGAGAGGACGGCCUUCACCAGCAGCCAGCUGCUGGAGCUGGAGAAGGAGUUCCACUUCAGCCCUUACCUGCGUCGCCCUCGGCGCCUGGAGAUGGCCGCGGGGCUGCAGCUGACGGACCGCCAGGUCAAGAUCUGGUUCCAGAACCGCAGGAUGAGGUACAAGAAGGAGCAGAAAUAUGGAAAGGUGCCGGACGUGUCCCAGCACUCCCAGUGUAACUCGUCCUCCAGCUGCAGCUCCAGCUCCUGCACCGACCACCUGAGGUUCGCGGGAGGAGGAGGACGUGUUGUCAGAACCUCAUCUUCUUCCAACCUGCACUUCAUGGAUUAUGCUCCUAUGUCCUCCUCCGUCUUUGCCUCACCCAGUGACGACAGCAGUGGUCAGUACACUCAGCCUCCAGACCUCAGCUGUAUGUAUCCAUCAGGUGCUGGUGCUCCACCGCCCUCCUGCAUGGGCCCAGAUAGUCUCCAACAUGCGGGUAUUUCCAACUGGCCCUAGGGCCUGGUGAGGGCUGACCUUCCUGUGCUCAUCAAAAUCUCAAUUAUCCCUUCACUGUGUCUGGGCCUUCAAAGAAUGAAUGGUGUCUAAUUAGAAUCACAGCGCUGAAAUCCCCCCAAACACUCCCUACCAUCACUCACACGUUGAUUAAAUUGGAAGGGACAUGUCUUAAAGGUGCACUGUGUAGGACAUAGUCCCAUCUACUGUUGAAGUUGUACACUGUCGUCACAAAUGUCAUAUUAUUAUUACUGCUUCUGUCCAAACACGCAGCAGAACGUGCAGUAGCCCAUAGUCAUCAUCAAGUUUUUAGUCUGUCUAGUCCAGCUCUAGUCCUGGUAAUGAAAGCAACAAUUCAUACUUUCUGGAUGACUGAUGGCCCGGAGCAUCGAUGUAACAACACUGUAUUCUUUUGCUGUCAAAAUGAAUUUUAAAUAUCCUAAUUCUACCCCACACCCCACACCCCCUCCAAUCAUACACAGUGUGCCUUUAAUUAGAGUAGAGCGGUGAUGUCAGGGGACGUGACUGACAGGUCUUCACUUUUGUACAGUGCAUGCAUAAGCAAUUACCAGUUAACUCUUUGUCUUCCCUGUCUGUUCUUUGCAUGUUCACGGCCGAGGUUUCCGUUUUUCCCUAACAGCUGAAAAAGUCUCAUUUCUGCGAGGUUACACUAGUCUCGACUCUUUUCUAUCUGUGCGUUGUAAAUAUUGGUCAUUUGUGUGAAAUGUUCAUAUUGAAUAAUUUUAUAUUUUUGUUAGAGCCAUUAAAAAUAUAUGGCAAGUUUUUGAUACUGUUCAUGCUUAAUAAACACAUUUGGGGAAACUGUAGCACUGGUGCAAUGUUUUUACAGUAAUCUUCACAGUAUUUUGAUGACUUAGAAACUGUAAAAGAUUAGUGUACCCCCCACCCCCCGCCCCCCAGAAGAAAUGGAGAGAGAUUGUGCAAUUAAAUUUAAGGACGGCUUCAGAUUCAUUGAAAUCUGUAUAUUGUUCAUUCAGGUUGCACAGUGUUGCCACAUAAGCCGCUCCCUCGCUCCUGCCUCCAAGUUCCCCACCAUUAAUCACAGAGACAAGGCAGUCUUUCCAGCACUCCAACC
This is a messenger RNA of Cynoglossus semilaevis (tongue sole), 4231 nucleotides long. RefSeq names its product homeobox protein Hox-A3-like. The transcript has 4 exons. The record is from RefSeq and is a predicted model, not a curated record. Gene Ontology annotation, biological process: anterior/posterior pattern specification; embryonic skeletal system morphogenesis; regulation of transcription by RNA polymerase II. Bases 2557 to 3138 code for a protein of 193 amino acids. Gene Ontology annotation, molecular function: DNA-binding transcription factor activity, RNA polymerase II-specific; RNA polymerase II cis-regulatory region sequence-specific DNA binding. Gene Ontology annotation, cellular component: nucleus. NCBI's taxonomy places the organism in Eukaryota, Metazoa, Chordata, Actinopteri, Pleuronectiformes, Cynoglossidae.